Molecule: messenger RNA, 3354 nt
Organism: Nipponia nippon (crested ibis)
Lineage: Eukaryota; Metazoa; Chordata; Aves; Pelecaniformes; Threskiornithidae
Source: RefSeq, a predicted model, not a curated record
AUGCUGCGGGCGCUGGUGGUGGCCGUCCACAGCAGGGAGAGCAGCUGUGGCACCUCCCUGCCGCUGCCCUCAGCUGCUGGCAGCAAAACACGGAAGGGGAAAAACCUCCUUGGGAAGCCCCUGCGUGAUGUGAUUGAAGUGUACUAUGGUGACAAUCGCUUUGGGACAGUGACUGACUCAGGCACAGCAACGCUUAAACCUCGUCCGAGAGUCCGGCCGCUGCUGACUUUCCUACCCCUUAAUGCCCAAGAACCCCAUGGGGUGGCUGUGCCAACACCCUCGGUGCCAGAAGACUUUGAGGAAAAAGCAGCUCUUGGCUCCAGCUCCCAGGUCAAUGGGAACUACCGAAUGUACAGCUCGGUGGGGGACCUGCGCCCACAGGCUCUCGAGGGGGAUGACCUGGAUGAAGACAUCCCUCCACCGCCAUCGGUACCCCCACCACCCCCUCCAACGGCACCGGCACCCGCACCUGUGCCACCACCUCCAGCCUCGCCGGUCCCUCCACCACCUGAAAUGCUGCCUCCACCACCACCACCGCCACCACCUGAGAUGGUGCCGCCACCUCCUGCCAUGGCACCUCCGCCACCUCCAGCCUCUGCCCUGUCCUCCCCUGGCACACCGGCUCCUCCAGACUUCAUCCCACCAGCCCCUCCAGGUGUCCCGCCAGGUGCCUCGCCGCUCAGCCGGGCCCCGGCACCUUUCACCACCGGCAUCUCCAAGUGGAAGUCCGAGACGGUGCUGAACACGAGGCAGGUGGAUGCCGAGGGGCCACUCUGCCCUGCUGAGGCUGGGGUGCCGGCUGCCCCUGGCCCGAAGGAGAGCCUGCAGCCCAAGCACUGCCCCGAGCCCCACCUCACCUUCCCCAGGUCCUUCAAGGUGCCCCCACCAGCUCCAGCCCGGUCCUCCUCCAUCCCCAUGCAGGAGAGCCAGCCCAUUCGGCAGGAGCCCUUCGCCAAGCAGCCUCACGCCCGGCCUCCCCUCCCACCCUGCUUCACCAUAAGACCCGCGGCCAAGGCUCACGCAGGAGGAGAACCCGAGCAAAGAAAUUCCCCGCUGAGACAGGCUGUCCUGAAGCCGGCUGUGCCGACUCCCCCACCACUGAGCCCCAAGCCAGGUCCAGGGCUCAGCCAAGGGACGAAUCCUGCUGGUCGCCGAUCCCCGCUGCCAGGCUCCGAGAUGGAGAAGGUUCCCCAGCUGAAAACAGCUGAGAGAGACUCUUCUCCAAAAUCCGAAUCUCUCUCUGCAAAUGACCUAGACCUCCCCCCUCCGGACUACCCGACCUGCGAGGAUGACUGGAGGGAUGCCAGCAACCUGAGCAGGCUGCGGCAUGAGCUCUCGGCCCUCCUGUGCUCCCCACGGAGGGAGGAGAGGCCGCUGGAGAAGCCAGCUGCUCCCCGGCCCGCAGGCGGUGAUACUGACCAUGCUGGCAGCCGUGGGCCCAGUCUCAAUGGGCCCCAACUCGCCGGACCUGCUGGGAAGGAUGUGCAGUUACCCGGGAAGGAUGCACGGUUACCCAUGGGAGGGGAGAGCGAGAAGAAAGAGGUGCCCAGCGCCUCCCCCAGUGCCAAGGGGGGCUCUCCCAGCACAGCGCUCCCUGCUCCAGAGAGCAACCCUGCUGCGCAGACCCGCAGCGUGAUGACAAUCAGGAACGAGCUGGAGGCUGUGCUGUCCCUGAAGAAAGAAGGGAAACCUGCCCUGGGGCUUGGCAGCCAGAAGCAGGGCACUGAGGAUGGCGGCAGCACCCCACGUGUGAGAAAGAGCCCCCCUGACCUGAGGAAGAGCCCCCCUGACCCGGGUGACUCAGUGCUGCCAAAACUGGCUCCAAGCCCGCUCCCAGCACCAGCAGCUGCCGUGGAGAAGGAUGAGAUGGGGCACAAGGACCAUCCCGCUCCUGCUGCUAGCAAGGCCACAGAGAACUUGACCCCUGCUCCCGGGUCCCUUGACAGCGGCGUGAGCCCCCCAGACCCACCUCGGGGACCGGCGGAGGAGCCCCCUGCUCCCACUUCCCCCUCACCCCCCAUUUCUCCCGCACAGAGCCCAGCACCACAGCCCAACACAGCCAUCUUCCAGUACAAAGUGCACCGGGCUGGGGCCAGCUCAGCCGAACCACCCUGCGCCUCGAGCUCAGCCGAACCACCCUGCCCCACAAGCUUGGUCAAGAGCCCGCCAGGCACCUCAGGAGCGGGGCAAGAGGAGGUGCUGAUCCACCCAGUGACGGGCGAGCGGGUGGAGCGGGGCUCCCCCAUGGCGCUGCUCCUGGCAGCCCGGCAGCGUGCCCAGCGGGGCCGGCAGGGUGGUGAGGUGGGAGCCGCGCCGCGGGCGAAGCCGCCCCUGAAACUUGGCAGUGCUUCAUCAGACACCGUCUCCACCACCUUCUACCGCCAUGAGUCCAAGCCCUACUCCUUCACCGUGGUGCCCCGGCCGCCCGUGGCGAGUACAGCGGGGUCAGGACGGAGCAAACCGUCCUUCUCCAGCUCCUCGGAGCAGGGCCGGGACGUGCGGGCAGUGGGUGAGGCUCAGCCCCAGAGCCUCCCCGGGCACCGGCGGGCCCCCGCCCCCCCCGCUCGGGGCCUCCUCGAGUCCGGGCAGCCGAACCAGCCUGGCCCGCCUGGCCAUGGCAUACCCAGGGAGGAGGAGAAUGGGGAGACAGCGCUGGACUACGGAAUUAUCCCCCCGCCCCCGGAGUUCAGCAACGAGGUGGACAAGGCCGAGGGGCCCCUCCCAAGUCAGGAGGAGAACCGCAAGUGCCCCAGCUUCCCUGACAGCAGCCGGGGCUCGGAGGCACCGCGGUAUUUCAGGUGGCCUGGCUAUAGCCGUGUCUACGGGGUCAGCCAUGAGAUGCCAGCCCCGCUGCCCUCAGAGAAGAACAGGAGGAACGGCGAUUUCACGCCCCAGUACCCAGACUACAGCAGCUCCGCCGGUUACUUCAGCCGCUGCCCGAACCCCCGCCCGCUGAUCAAGAAGCGCCUGUACGUCUCUGAGCCCGACAGCUCCUACCCCCGGGCAGCCGCAGUGCCCCGGGGCACAGGUGCCCUCUCCUCCUACGGCCCCGGGGGGUACAGCUCCCCGGCCGGGGAGGGGGUCCGCCGCCUCGGCUCUGCCCACAGGAACGGCCCCACGAGCACGCAGGGCAGGCGGACAUCCAUCGAUGCUGCUGGGAAAGCCACGCCGUACGGCAGUGCCGGGGCUGACGCCAAGUAUAAGGGGCAGAAUGGGGAUUUCUUGCCCACCAGUGUGGUGGCAGCCAGCAGACCUGCCCACGGCAGCUCGCAGUUUGGCGGACCCAGCAACACCUUCACAGUCAGGCCUGGGGCGCGGCAGCCCAUCUCCUACGCCUACCAGAGCGGCCACUGA